AUGUCGAAAAGUAUUAGCACUGAAGAAUUCUAUAUACUCAGCUGUACAAAGGCAGAAGAUGAAAAAGAGGCAGGAGAAGGAGCCCGUCAAGAAAGCCGUCAAGCGGUAGACGAAGGGCUCCGUAAGCUGUCAAAAUAUGCAUCCAAGAUAAAUGCCAUAGCAAUCCGAAUACUGAAUUGUGGAUUCUUAUACGACCGUAUACUAAUCCUUUACGCGCGGUUAAGCCUAGUGAAAUUCGUCUUUCACAUGGAAAAGGCAUACAUAAAAAGUCUUAAGGAGAAGGAGAAGAAGGCAGUGAAGAAGAAGAAGACAGUGAAGAAGAAGAAAGCAGUGAAGAAGAAGAAAGCAGUGAAGAAGAAGGUGAAGAGAGAAGAUAAAGGGAAGGAAGAUACGAAGGAGAAGGAGGAGAAGAAAACUCUGUCUAAGAAAUCUUGA
Trichoderma virens Gv29-8 is the source of this 435-nucleotide messenger RNA. RefSeq lists its product as uncharacterized. Lineage: Eukaryota; Fungi; Ascomycota; Sordariomycetes; Hypocreales; Hypocreaceae. The transcript is spliced from 3 exons. The record is from RefSeq and is a predicted model, not a curated record. Bases 1 to 435 code for a protein of 144 amino acids.